This is a messenger RNA of Petromyzon marinus (sea lamprey), 8278 nucleotides long. NCBI's taxonomy places the organism in Eukaryota, Metazoa, Chordata, Hyperoartia, Petromyzontiformes, Petromyzontidae. The record is from RefSeq and is a predicted model, not a curated record.
CCCCCCCGCUCCUCCACCCCUUCCCCAACAGAUGAAGGCCCCCCCUCGUUUCGCCGGGAUGCCCCCCGCACGCAGACUCAGCUGGAGGGGAACCGAUUGGUGCUCACGUGCCUGGCCGACGGGAGCCUCCCCAUGCAGUACCGCUGGCUCCGGAACGGCUCUGACGUCUUCCAGUACUCGGAGGAGCACAGGUACGUGAUCCCGUCUGUGCGGCCCGAGGACGCGGGCUCCUAUCAAUGCGUGGCCAGGAACAAGUUCGGGGCUCUGCUGCAGCCGCCCACGGAGGUGCAGGUCGUGUACCUGGGCGAGGUGCAGGAUGGGGGUGAGAGGCGCGUGGUGGUGUCGCGUGGCGGGACCCUCAUCCUGGACCCCCCCCGCGUCGCCAGCCACCCCCCCGCGCAGAUCACGUGGUUCCGUGAGGGUCGCAAAGUGUCAACCGGACCCCGAGUGGCCAUCACUCACGACAGUCGCCUCGUGGUGAUGGCGAUGUCCGGAGGCGAGGCGGGCACCUACCGAGCGCACAUCCUCAACGAGCGCAAUGGGGAGGUGCGCGCCGGGCCGGCCACCGUGGUCACCCUGGGCGAUGGGGAGGGAGAGGCCGAGGCUGUUUACGUGCGCGUGGUGAUGCCACCGCGGAACGCGAGCGCCGGGGCGUCAGCCGCGAACGAGCCGACGUUCGAGUGCGUGGCCGACGGCAGGCCGGUGGACAAGGUGAGCGUGACGUGGCGCGUGAACGGUGUCCCCGUCUCCGCCGGGGUCACGGACUUCGGACGCCGCCUCUCGCUGUCGCCCCCCGCCGCCUCACCCCCUUGGGCCGGGGCGCGCGGGGGCGACGCGGCACGGGUGGAGUGCGAGGCGUCACUCAUCGGGGUGGACGUGCCGCCGGUGUCGCGAAGCGCGUACUUCACCCUCCUGGAGUCCCCCCACUUCAUCGUGGAGCUGGAGCGGAGCAUUGUGGGUACGGUGGACCAGACGAUCGAGAUCCCGUGCCGCGCGACCGGCUGGCCCCGCCCCUCGCUCUCGUGGUACCGCGACGCGGUGCCCGUGCGGCAGCUGCAGGAGGGCCGUCUGCGCGUGCUGCCCGGGGGCGCCCUGCAAGUGUCGCGUCCUCGCGAGCGCGACUCGGCCGUCUAUCAGUGCGUGGCGCGCAGCGCCGCUGGGGAGGCGCAGAGCCACGCGCACGUCAGCGUGCUGAGCUUCCCGCCCAACAUCACGCGGGGCCCCGUGGAGGGGGUCCUGGUGGAAGGGGACACCGUGGUGAUCCCCUGCGACGUGCAAGGCGCCCCCAGACCCACGCUCACGUGGCUGAAAGGGGGAGUGAAGCUCUCGCUGCCCGCGUCCCCUCGCCGCCUCGGCGUGGAAGGGGGGGCCCUGCCCGCCGCCCCCCGGCUCUCGCUGCUGGAGUCUGGGGGGCUCCGCGUGGCGCCCGUGCAGAUGCUCGACUCGGGCACGUACGCGUGCCAGGCAAAGAACUACCGCGGGGACGCGACAGCCAGCGCGCGCAUCACCGUGUGGGUGCGCACUCGCAUCUCAGACCCCCCGCGCGACAAGAGCGUGGUUCGUGGGGGGCGCGCCGAGCUGCAGUGCGGGGUGACCCACGACCCCGCGGUGAUCGUGUUCGUCGCGUGGGAGAAGGAUGGAGCCCCCCUGGGGACCGGACUCCCCUCUCCCUCCUCCUCCUCCUCUUCCUCCUCUUCUUCCUCCUCCUCCCUACCCCCGGGGUCGUCGGUGCUCGUCUCGUCGUCAUCGUCGUCUGCGGCGUCGUCGUUGACGGGGGGCUCGCUGUGGGGGGCGGCUGUGCCCCCCACGCGCAGAGAGCUCCUCGUGGUGCCCAGGGCCAUGGCAGCGGACACAGGGACCUACGCGUGCCGAGUGACGUCCGCGGCCGGCAACGACACGCGGCGAGCCAGGCUAGACGUCAGGGAGAUGCCGCACCCCCCCCAGAACGUGAGGGCGCGGGUGAGCGCCACCUACAGGAGGGUGGCCGAGGUGUCGUGGGUGCGAAGCUAUGACGGCAACAGCGCCCUCGUCGGCUAUACCCUGGAGUUCUCCGUGAACGGCUCCCCGUGGAGGAUCCUCCUGCAGGGGGUGCCCGCGGACUCCCUCAACGUCUCCACGCCGCCGCUCGCGCCUGGCAGCUCCUACCGCUUCCGCCUGAGCGGCCUCAACGGCGUGGGCACGGGGGAGCCCAGCGCGGAGAGCGAGAGGAUCUCCUUUCCCGAAGAGCCUCCGGACGCCCCCCCGAGGAAAGUGGUCACGUCCGCGCGCACGAACGAGACGAUCGUCCUGCAGUGGCUGCCUCCCCUCGAGAGCCAAUGGAACGGUCCGCUCAAGGGCUACCUCAUCAGGUACAAGCUGGCCGACUCAGGCGCUGACUACCAGUACAAGAACCUCCCCAACGCGGAGCUGGGCAGCUACGUUCUGGAGGAGCUGCGAGUAUGGACCGGCUAUGCCAUGGCCGUGGCAGCCUACAACGGUGCGGGCCUAGGGCCCUACAGCUCGCCACCGGCCCGCGAUGCCACGCUGGAGGGAGUCCCCACAGCUCCACCAGAGAGGGUCCAGGCUCAGGCCGUCAACUCAAGCGCCAUCAAGAUUACCUGGCGACCUCCAGAUCCCCUCCGCACCAACGGGAUCCCUCGCGCAUACAGGCUGUUGGUACGUCGCACCUCCUCCGUCGCCAAUGACGACGACGAUGAUGAGGAUGCGGGCGCGGCUGCCGAUUGGCUGGUGGCGCCGGACUCGGCCGACCCCCUGCACGUUGCCGUGGCGACGGGGCUGCCCGCGUACACGGAGUUCGCGGUGACGGUGCGGUGCGCGACCUCGCCGGGAGAGGGGCCCGAGAACUCCCCGCCGGCACGGGCACGCACCCUGCACGACGUUCCGGGCCGUGUGGAGAACCUGACGAUGAGCGACGUGGACGACUCCUCGCUGCGUCUCAGCUGGGACGAACCCCGGCGCAAGAACGGGGUCCUCCUGGGCUACAGCGUCUCGUGGGAACAGGUGAACACGACGCACAGCCGCGUGACGCACCACCUGGCCGCGGGGAUACAGCUGCAUCGAGUGGGGGGCCUGGCCCCCCACUCUUCGUACCGCCUGUGCGUCACGGCGCGCACCGAAGCCGGCUCUGGCUCCCCGUCCUGCGCCACCGUCACCAGCGGAGUCGCGCCCGAGCAGCCCGGUGCCCCCACCAUCGCUGCGGUGAGCACGGUGACUCCGCGCUCCGUCGUGCUGCAGUUCCGCUCCGGGUUUGACGGGAAAUCCUCCAUCCUGCGCUGGCUGGCGGAGUCCCAGACCGGCCUGGUGGACGAGAGCGACGAAUGGAGCGAAGUUUUCGUGAUGGGCAACGACCCCAGCACGAGGUCGAUCGAGAUCCCAAACCUCAACCCCUACACCUUCUACAGGUUCCGCCUGCGCCAGGCCGGCGUGGGGGGGGUGAGUGCCCCCAGCCUUCCGAGCCGCUGGAUCCAAACUCUGCCGGCGCCUCCCGACGUCCCCCCCCAGAACGUGAGCGUCCGCACGGCGGGCGCCACCAGCCUGUGGGUGCGCUGGGUGCCGCUGGCCGAGUGGCAGUACAACGGCAUGCCCGAGUCGCUCGGCUACCGCAUCCGCGUGGUGCGCGCCAGCGGGCCCUCGGAGCCGCCCGUCGACCGCACGGUGCCCGACCGCUCGGAGCGCGAGGCCACGCUGGCGCCGCUGCGGCCGCACGUGCCCUACGAGGUGCGCCUCCAGGCCUACAACGCCGUGGGCUCGGGGCCCUGGAGCGAGCCCGUGUCGGGGUUCACCAAGGAGGCCGCCCCGUCUGCCGGUCCCUCCGACGUGAGCGCCAACGCCACGGGGCCCACGUCCCUCCUGGUCGACUGGGGGCCCGUCCCGGAGGCCCAGCGCAAUGGCCUCAUCCUGGGCUUCAAGGUGCUGUACCGGGCGGUGCCGCAUCACGGCGCCAACGCCGCCGCGGGAGACGGCGCGGACGGCCGCUAUGACGGCGGGGGCGACGAUCGCGAGGAAGAGGGGGAAGCGGGGGAGGAGGAGGAGGAGGAGGAAGAUGAGGAGGGAAGAAGAGGAGGAGAAGACGCCUCGGAGGACGCGUGGCUGGCGAAGCUGGUGCCGGGCACGUGGGCGCGCCACGCCACGCUCGUGGGGCUGCGCAAGCACACCGUGUACGAGGUGCGCGUGCGUGCCUACACGCGCGCAGGCGACGGCACGCGCACAUCCGAGCCCGCGGUGGCGCGCACGCUCGACGACGUGCCGGGACCGCCGGGCCGGGUCCUCUUCCCGGACGUGAACGCGAGCGCGGUGCUCAUGGUGUGGCAGCCUCCCGCCGAGCCGAGCGGCGUCAUCCUCGGUUACAAGGUGUCCUACUGGCCCGAGUCGUCGAACCGGCGCGCUGCCAUCGUGUCGGAGCUGGGCGCCGCGCCGCGCUCGUUCCGCGCCGCCGACCUCCUCCCCGAGUCGGCCUACCGCUUCCGCGUGCUGGCGCGCACGCGGAGGGGCUACGGAGAGGCCGCGGAGCUCUCCGUCAUCGUCACCGCGAGCCGAGGUCGCCCCGACGCUCCCAGCCGCCCCGCGCUGACGCCGCACGCGGCCGUGACGGCGCGCGCCGUGACGCUGAGCUGGGGCGCCGGUGGGGACCACGCGGCGCCGCUCCGACACUUCACCCUCCAGACGCGCGCCACCGGCACGGUGGGCACGGGCGGCACGGGGGGACAGCGCGGGGGGGCGGCGGCGGCGGCGGCUGCGGGCCCCUCCGGCGGCGGGGCACGGGCGCCGGGCAGGGGCUGGAGGACUCACGUGGCGUGGAUUCCUCCCAACCUCACCGCCUUCACCGUCACGGGGCUCAGGCCGUACACGACGUUCCGUUUCCGCGUCUCGGCCACGAACGACGUCGGCGCGAGUGGCUGGAGCGAGGAGUCGGAGGAGAUCGCCACGCUGCAGGCCGCGCCGGACAGACCCCCCAGGAUCGUGUUGGUGUCGCCGCACAGCACCACGUCCGUGCUGCUCAAGUGGGAGCCCCCGGAGGCGGCGUCUCUGAACGGGGUGCUGCUGGGGUACCGGGUGCAUUACCGCGAGGUGGCGGACGCGGCCACGCCGGCGGCGCCCAGCGCGCAGCCCUUGCAGCCGGGGGGCCACGGGGGAGGCGCCGGGGGGGGGCACGGAGGAGGCGCGGGGGGGGCGCACGCCCAGAGCGCGCUGGCCAUCAACCCCUCGCCUAUGCAGGCGCAGCUGCUGUGUGAGGAGGCAGCGCGCUCCUCGCCGCACGCUCACGACACCGCGCUCGCCAGAGUCCACCUACGGGAGGCCCACAUACUCUCACAAACUUACACAACGCGCGACAGAUCACGCACACGCCCCGAUCGCAGUAAGAUGGUGAUGAUGAUGAUGAUGACGGCGUCUGAGACAAAUCCCCGUGCCCUGACCCUCGUCUCUCUCUUUGCUCUCCCCGCAGCAAAGUACGACACGAAGAUCCUGAACAACUCCUCCAUGCGGCGAUACGAGCUCUCUCAACUCACGAAGUUUCGCCGCUACGAGGUGAUCGUCAGCGCCUACAACGCCGCGGGGGAAGGACCCCCCACGGCCCCCCUCCAGGUGUACGUGGGGGAAGCAGUGCCCUCGGCGCCCCCCCAGAACUUAGUGGUACGGCCCACGAGCUCCACUCAGCUGGAGGUGACGUGGGACCCCCCUCCUGCUGGAGCGCACAAUGGAAUCAUCCAGGGGUACAAGGUGUACUACAGCGACGCGGGGCGGCGCGAGGCCGGCGGCGCCGCCGUGCAGGAGAGCGCCCGAACGCUCUUCCUCCCCGAGACGAGUGUGCGCUUGCGCAACCUCACGGGCUACACGGCCUACGCUGUGGCCGUGUGCGCCUACAACUCGGCCGGCGAGGGGCCCCGCACGGGGCCCGUCACGGCCCGCACGCUCGCCGCUGCCCCCUCCGCGCCCUCGUUCCUCAGGUUCUCGGACGUGACCUCGACGUCGCUGAACGUGACCUGGGGGCCUCCCGCGCAGCCCAACGGGGUUCUGUCCGGGUACCGCCUCGUCUACAAACCCUCGCUGCCCGUGCACGGGGUGAGUAAAAUCGUGAGUGUGGAGGUGAGGGCCGACGCUCCGCGCUGGCUCCGCGUCAAGGACCUGGCCCCCGCGCUGCCCUUCCAGUUCCGUGUGCGCGCGCGAACCUUCGCGUUCGGGCCCGAGCUCGAGGCCAACGUGAGCACGGCGCCGGCACACGGCGCCCCCGGGCCCCCGGGCUCCCCCGUGGUGUACCAGUACGGCCACGAGGUCCACCUGCAGUGGAGUCACGGCGACCCGGGCCUGGCCCCCGUCACCGGCUACCUGGUGGAGGCCCGACCCUCGGACGACGGCCUGUGGGACGUCCUGGCCAAGGACAUCCCCCGCGAGGCGACGUCGCACUCACUGCGCCCCGGUUUGCUCCGCCGGGGCCUCACGUACACCUUCCGCAUGUCGGCCGUGAACCGCUACGGAUCGGGGGCGCCGGGGCCUCCCUCGCAGCCCCUCACCACGCACCUGGAAGCGGCGUUCUACGACGAGUGGUGGUUCCUGGUGGUGGUGGCGCUCAGCGGCCUCCUCCUCAUCCUCCUCCUCGUCUUUGUCCUCGUCGUGCGUGGCCAGCGCCAGCGGCAUAAGCGCAGGGCGCACUCCGGAGCGGUGGUGAAGGGCGGCACGCUGGGGAAUCAGGAGAUGGUGAGCCUGGACGAGCGCUUCGCUGCGAGCCUGGAGCUCAGCGAGCGGCGCCUUCCCGUCAAGAACACGUUCUGCCACCCCAACGGAGCGCCCUCCAGGUCCCCGUCGGACCGCAGCCCCACGUCGCUGGGCGUGGCGGAGGACGAGACGCCCGCGCAGUACGCGGAGUUUGGCAAAAGCGACUCCCUCCUGUCGAGCCCCAGCCUCAAGCACAAGCUGUCUGACAUCCCCGAGUCGCCGCUGAGCGAGCGAGAAAGCGAGUGCGAGGCGGAGGGGGCCGUACCGGCGCCCGCACCGUCCUGCGACUUCGCCGGCGAGCCGGAGCCGGGAGCGCCUCCGGCUCACUCCUUCGUGGACCACUACGCCAGCGAGGCGCCCUACUACGGCUCGUGGCGGAGGCAGCGGCCUAACGCGCGGGCGUGCUGCGGCGAGCGCGGCGAGGCCGAGGGGGCGAACCACGCGGUGAGGCAGUACCCCUCCGCCGAGGGUCUCGCCGGUCUGGGUCCGGGCUUCACCAUGUCGGGAUUCUCGUCCUUCGUGUGAUGGCGCAGCGACUCUGCUGGACAGCUGUGGCGGAGGUGGGGGGUGGGGGGGGCAAGGGAAAGAGCUUCAUAGCUCAUCUGAUUUCCCCGGUGUGAAUGAAUAUUCUGGACUCACGCGGAGAGAUGACUGCACAAGAAGUGGGGAGAGGUGUUGCUGCGGGGUUUGUUUGGGGGGUUUUUGUUUGGCGCAAUGUCCUUGCGGAAGAGAGAAAGGUGCACUCACGUCGGGAACCUCAUUAACAAACAAAAAACGUUGUCCUCAUCGCACGGAAAACGACGGAGCGACGAUAAGACUGAAUGGAAACGAAUGCAACGCUGCAAUAAUGGAAAGGGGGGAAUUCAACCUGACGACGCGGGGGGGUGGAGGCGGGCGGGGGGGUCCUUGGCUUGAGUCGGCGGCCCUCCGCACAGCGGUGGCCUCGAUAGACGUCGCGAAGUCCCCGGUGGACGGCCACCGCUGUUCUCCGACGCGACCGCUAACACCACGCGUGGACAACGGAGCUGCAAGGUGACAAUAAAGUAAAAGUGUUUUGACGCAGCAACGCUCCACUGUCCCGUUAACGCGAGCUGUCACACAGAGUCGGGGGAGGAGGGAUGCUGUUGCAGAAACUGGCAAUGGUGUCUGGGGAGAGGCCUGCCUCGAGGACGUCCCUUUAGAAAUCGUUACUCCUGCCCUCGUCAUUGCCCGCGAUGGUAACAGAACAAACAGGAAUCUUGCCAUGGUGUGGUGACGGUGGAGGAGGAGGCUGGGGAAGCCUUCUGCUAUGAUUCUGAACUGAAUGGCAACGGGAUAAGCUGCAGUGCACCACCCCUCCCAGAAAACUUGAAAAACCAAAACGUCUUCAUCUGCCGACGCCUUCUUUGAACGUGACCACACGAGUUGCUUAUUUCUUUGCGUUCUUGGUGCUGGUUGGUGGUGGGGGGGGGGGGGGGGAAGGCAUUGUGUUGUGUACGUCUGACAAGAUCAAGACGACGGCAUGGCAUUAUUGCGUUUUGGCUCCAGCGCGCCACGGGGCGAAGAGAUGCCACGGGGGGGAGAGAGG